Messenger RNA from Mesocestoides corti, 1080 nucleotides. The record is from the annotation of a GenBank genome assembly. NCBI's taxonomy places the organism in Eukaryota, Metazoa, Platyhelminthes, Cestoda, Cyclophyllidea, Mesocestoididae.
AUGGUGAGAAGUCUGUCUUUGCUUCCAACGGUGAACACGUUCGAUCGUGCAACAGGUCCCCCUUCGCCCCUACUCCACCCCCCCCAACGGGCCUCUGGAUCCCCCGUUCUCCCCUGGCAGAUGGCAACCCACCUGGCGCCCAGGCUCGAUCCUCGCGCGUGUAUUUAUGAGGAAUCAAAGACCAGUCCAGGUCCACCGAUGCUUCUUCCGUCACAGGAAGAGGGACCUCUGGAUCUAAGUCUCUCAUCAGCAUCGUUCAAUUCUUCGGUUACAAAGCUGGAAGACGGCUUCAAAAGUUCGCCUUCGCCCCCUCCAAGCAUCCCUUUGUGGAAGUCUGCCAUAAGAGAAGAGGGCUGUUGUAGUGAAGACGUGGGGACGCCGCCUUUACUUUCACCGCCAUCGCUGGAGUCGCAGCAAACGGAUACGCCGUUUCCAGUCAAUCCGUCUUCUACGACCUUGUUGCAGCUCUACCAGAUGCUGACGUGCAUUCGGCUGUGGCGACCUGGUGCCACCGCACAACCAAUCAACGCCGAGUGCGACCUUCUCAGUCCAGGACUGCUAUCACUGGCACCAGCAAUGCCUCGACCCGGCAGUGCGCGCGAAGUUAUUGCUCCCAUGGACAUGAAGUGUGCAGGACUCACCCAAGCUGUACGCAAACCACUCCGGACGUCAGCAGCCCUGGAGAAGGGUCUCCAGCGCAAGCGGAGUCACCAUGGCGGCGGUACGCCCACGUACCUCUGUUCGCAUUGCGGUCGGGGCUUCACGAAGGCCUACAAUCGCACAAUUCAUGAGCGAACGCACACCAACGAACGUCCCUUUGAAUGCAACGUCUGCUCACGACGAUUCCGCAGAAAGGAUCAUCUUAGAGAUCACAGGUGCAAUCUGAUCUUGUCUCUACUUCAGUUCAAACACGAAAAAAAAACUUGUAAAAUUUACACGCACCUUCUAAAGAAACCCUUUUUGUGCCUUUUCUGCAAUCGCGGUUUUUGCCAGGCUCGAUCCCUAGAGAAUCACAAGAAAAACAACCACUUAGACCAAACAUCUGAUCCUCCCUCCUCCAACGAGCAGAAGCGACAGUAG